AUGCGCCAGACCCUUCUCGUGCUCGUCUCGGGGCUUGUGGCAACUCAUGCCCACAACCUUCCCCGAAACUUCCGCCACCACGAUGUCCCCGAUAUCCUGAGUGCGUUGGAUGAUGUUGGUACUACCACUGACUGUGAUACCCUUACCACCGAUAUCUACUCGACCGAAGAGUCUUCUCUUGAAGCAGGUUCGUCUGAGGUUGAACCUACAGUCUCUGGUUCCUACUCUCUGGACCUGGACAUUGAGUCGUCUGGACUGAAGCUGAUUUGGAGCAGCUUGUCCUCCACCGGUUGGGGCUACACUAACCUGACGUCAGUUGAAGACACCAGUGCUGCUCCCACUGACGAGCAGCCCACGGUCAUCCCCACCGUGAUCACCACUACCGACUGGGUCGUCGAGUGUGCCGAACCUACGGUGCUCACUUACACCAAGUGCACCAACGACAAGUGCUCCCCGACCCACCACCACGUGCCGCUGCCUACUACCACCACCAUCUCCGGCGAGUGUAUCGUGGAGACGUCGUACACCAAGACCAAGACCCACCCGCCGACGACGAAGCCGACGAAGCACUCGAGACCGCCGCACCCCCGGCCGUCGAAGCCGCCCCACUCAAAGCCGCCUGGUCCUCCUGGUCCUCCUCACCCUGACACCGAAGGCGAAUGCCAGCCGACGGCUACGGAAACGGUGACGCUGGUGGAGACUAAGGUCGUCUACCAAACCGAGGUGCACACGGAAACGUGUACUGAGACCACCACUGAGACUACCACCGAGACCGCCGCUGAGACUACCACUGAGACUACCACUGAAACCGUUUCUGUUACUGCCACCGUCGUCGAAGGCUCGACUUGUCCUCCCGCUGAGACGAUUACUGCUCCUGGCACUACCGAAACGUGUACUGUUACUGUUCCUGGCGAGGCCGAAACGGUCACUGUUCCUGGUGAAGCCGAAACGGUCACUGUCCCUGGUAAUGAAGCUACUGUCACUGUUCCUGGCCAAGAAGUCACCGUCACUGCUCCUUGCGAAGCCGCUACCGUCACUGUCGCUGGCGCUACGGAAACCGUCACCGCUGCCGGCGCUACCGAAACGGAGACUUGCACUAUUACUGUGCCCGGUCAAGAAGUUAAUGUCACCGCUCCUGGUCAAGAAGUCACUGUGGUCGAAGGCACUACUUGCCCUGCUCCGGAAACUGUGACUGCUCCCGCCGAGACUGUGACCUUGCCCGGUGCUCCUGCCGAGACCGUGACUUUGCCUGGUCAAGAAGUCACUGUUACCGUCCCUGGUGAAGCCGUUACCGUCGUUGAAGGUAGCACUUGUGCGCCUGCUGAGACGGUGACUGCUCCCGCUGAGACCGUAACUUUGCCUGGUGAAACCGUGACUUUGCCCGGUGCCACUGAAACCGUUACCGUUCCUGGUGAACAAGUAACUGUGCCGGGUGCUACUGUCACUGUCGCCGGUGCCACCGAGACCGUCGCUGGUGCCACUGACACCGUCACUGAGACUGCUCCCGGCGCUACCGUUACCGUCCCCGGUGGUGAAGCUACCGUCACCGUCCCUGGCGCCGAAGCUACCAUCACUGAGACCGUUACCCUUGCUGGCGAACGUGUCACUGUUUCCGGUGAAACCGUUACCGUCGGUGGUGAGACUGUGACCGUGCCUGGUGCUCAAGAAACCGUAACUGUCGGUGGCGAAACCAUUACUUUACCCGGUGAACAAGUUACCGUCACUUCUCCUGGUGUCACUGAAACCGUGACUGCUCCUGGCGGGACUGUCACUAUUGGUGGCGAAACUGUUACUGUCGGUGGCGAAACUGUCACUGCUCCUGGCGUCACUGAAACUGUUACUGUUGGCGGCGAAACUGUUACUGCUCCUGGUGUGACUGAAACUGUCACUGCUCCUGGCGGAACUGUCACUGUCGGUGGUCAAACCGUGACCGUCGGCGGCGAAACUGUUACCGCUCCUGGACAAACUGUCACUGUCGGUGGUGAAACUGUUACUGUUCCCGGUGUGACUGAAACUGUUACCGCUCCUGGUGGAACCGUUACCGUUGGCGGUGAAACUGUUACUGUUCCCGGACCUGCUGAAACUGUUACCAUUGGUGGCGAAACCGUCACUAUUGGCGGUGCCACUGUUACUGUUGGUGAAACUGUCACCAUCGGCGGCGAGACCGUCACUGCUCCUGGUGAAACCGUUACUGUCCCUGGACCUGCUGAAACUGUCACUGUUGGCGGUGCCACUGAGACCAUUGCCGGCUCUACCGUUACUGAAAUCGCGACCGUUACCGUCCCUGGUGAAAACGCCACUGAGACCGUUAUUGUUCCUGGUGAAAAUGCCACUGUCACCGUUGCUGGACCUACCGAAACCGUCCCUGGUCAAACCGUCACUGAAACCGUUGCUGGUGCCACCGAGACCGUCGCUGGAGCCACUGAAACUGUUACUGCCCCCGCUGAGACCGUGACCUUGCCUGGUGAAAACGCCACUGUUACCAUCUCUGGUGAGGUUGUCACUGUCCCUGGCCAAGUUGUUACUGAAACCGUUCCUGGUCAAGUUGUUACUGAAACUGCUGCUGGCGCUACCGUUACCGAAACCGUCACCGUUGGCGGCGAAGUGACUGCUCCUGGCGUCACUGAGACCGUUACCGUGCCUGGUGCCACUGAGACCCUCCCCGGUGAAAACGUCACUGUCACCGAAUCCGUCAACGUCCCCACUACCGUGUUCGCUGGCACCACCUGUCCUGCCCCUGAGACCGUCACUUGCACCGAGACUGUUACCUCUGGUGAAACCGUGACUGCUCCUGGUGAAACCGUCACCAUUGGUGGUGAAACCGUCACCCUCUCUGGUGCCACUGUGACCGUUGGCGGCGAAACCGUGACUGUUGGUGGUGAAACUGUAACUAUUUCCGGUGAAGUUGUGCCCACUACUGUAUUCGGAAGCUCUACUUGCGUUGCUGAGACUGUUACCUGUACCGAAACCGUGACUGAAUCGGGUGCUACCGUUACUGCUCCUGGUGAGACCGUUACCGUUGGUGGAGAAACCGUCACUGCUCCUGGUGCCACUGAAACCGUCACUGUUGGUGGUGAGACUGUCACUGUUGGCGGCGAAACUGUCACUGUUGGCGGCGAAACUGUCACCCUCUCUGGCGCCACUGUUACUGUCGCCGAGACCGUCACUGUCCCUACUGUCGCCAGCUGCUCUGCCGCUGAGACCGUCACCUGCUUCGAAACCAUCACUGAAUCUGGUGCCACCGUGACUGUCCCCACUACCGUCGUCGAAGGCUCCACUUGUCCUGCUGCUGACACCGUCACCGUUUCUGGUCCUGGUGAAACUGUGACCGUUGGCGGUGAAACCGUGACUGUGUCCGGUGCCACUGUGACUGUCCCCACUACCGUCGUUGAAGGCUCCACUUGUACUGCUGCGGAAACCGUCACUUGCACUGAAACCGUCACUGAAUCUGGUGCUGUCGUCACUGCUCCGGGUGAAACGGUGACCAUUUCUGGUGACGUCGUCACGGCUCCUGGUGAAACCGUCACCAUCACUGAGGGUUCAAGCUGUCCUGCUGUUGCCACCGUUACCUGUUUCGAGACUAUCACCGAGUCCGGAGCUACCGUGACCGUGCCCACUACUGUUGGUGGAGAAUCUACCUGCCCUGCCGCUGAGACUGUCACCUGUACCGAAACCGUUACUGAAUCCGGUGGCGUGGUCACGGUGGUCGAAACCUCCGCCGGUGCUGCCGCAACUGUUACCGAGUACGUCUCUGCCUCCGGCGCCACCGUGACGGUGCCCACGACUAUUGUUGAAGGCUCUAGUUGCCCUGCCGCCGAGACCGUCACCUGCUUCGAGAAGGUGACUGUCCCUACCACCGUCAGUGGUGAAGGUACCACUUGCCCCACUGCUGACACCGUCACUUGCACUGAAACCAUCACUGCCUCAGGUGACACCGUUACCGUGCCCACUACCAUCUUCGGUGACUCUACCUGUGCUGCGGAAACCGUCACUUGCACCGAGACGAUAACCGCUUCGGGUGCUGGUGGUGAAACCGUCACUUGCACUGAGACCAUCACCGAGGCGCUGUCGUGUGCUGCUGCCACCACCGAGACCUGUUUCGUCACCGACACCGUCACUGAACAAGGCGCGGUGUCUACUGAAACCUGCUACGUCACCGAGACCGAAACCCAAGCGGCAUCGUGUCCUCCGGCUUCCGAUAGAACUACCACAGAAACUUGUACUGUCACUGAGACCGAGACCGAGCCGUGCACCAACGGCCCCACCACCGCUCACACUACUACCUGUACAGUGACUGAGACUGGAAACGCUGGUACUCCGCAAACGGUGACGUUGGUGUCGACUCAAGUGAUUCAAACUGGCGGUAACCAACAACCCCAGCCCACUACCAACGCCAACACCGCGCAGCAGACCCAGCCUGCCUCCAACAACUGGCGCCGCUACUUGUUCUAA
This is a messenger RNA of Diutina rugosa, 4452 nucleotides long. Its product is annotated as beta strand repeat-containing protein. The record is from RefSeq and is a predicted model, not a curated record. The coding region runs from base 1 to 4452 and encodes 1483 amino acids. Lineage: Eukaryota; Fungi; Ascomycota; Pichiomycetes; Serinales; Debaryomycetaceae. The transcript has a single exon.